CUCUCUCUCUCUCUCUGUGCAUCAGUUCCUCUUUUUUCCAUAAUAUCUGUGAACGAAUUGAUGCAACAAAGUUUCUAGGAGAAGGCCAGAGUGAUCCAUGGCCUCUUUGAAAUUUUCAACUGUAACGGAGUUCUAUGAACCCAGAAAAUCCAAUCUUUCUGGGAAGGUGGAGACCUUUUGGGUUUCUUGUUUUACUGGUUGGGUUCAGAUCUCCAGAGGAGCCCUUAAUGCCAACCCCUUCAGAAGACUCGAUCACAUCAGGGUUUCUAGGUUGGCCACAGAACUGGUCGACGAACCAGAAUCAAACCCUGUUGAUUCUCAUUCCCUAAAAUCAUUGGAAGAAUCAAACCCAGAAUUAAAGUCAAUUCCUAGGCGUGAGGGCAGGAAGAUAGGGAGAAAUCUCUGGAAGAGAUUUCGGGAUUCUAAGGGAGAAGUAGCUAUGAACUCUGGUUCUAGGGUGAAGGAACAAGAAGAAAAACCCUCAUUUGGAUGUGAUGGAGAGGAUAAGGAGUCUGUUUCAACUUCAUGUGUUGAUAAUGACUUAGUGAUUGCCAUGCCUGCUGUUACGCCUUUUGCGAGUGUUGAGCGUUGCAACUCCAUCUUAAAAAGGCUUGAGAGGAUUAGUGACAUCAAAGCACUGACCUUCUUCGAUUGGAUGAGAAAGAAUGGGAAAUUGAAAGAAAACUUAACUGCUUACAAUUUGAUACUUAGAGUGCUGGGAAGGAAGAGGGAUUGGGAUGGAGCCCAUGAACUGAUUAAGGAAAUGACUAUUGUUUCUGAUUGCAAACUCAACUUUCAGGUUUUCAAUACGCUUAUAUAUGCGUGUUAUAAAAAGGGUCUUGCAGAUAUGGGGAGCAAGUGGUUCCAUUUGAUGUUGGAGAAUGAGGUUAAGCCCAAUAUCGCCACCUUCGGUAUGGUCAUGAGCCUUUGCCAGAAGAGUGGUAAUCUUGAAGAAGCAGAGUUUAUCUUUGCCCAGAUGAGGUCCUUCAAACUGCACUGUCAAUCUGCCUAUUCAGCAAUGAUUACUAUAUAUACUCGCCUUAGUUUAUAUGAUAAAUCAGAAGAGGUUAUUGGCUUCAUGAAAGAAGAUGGAGUGCUUCUGAAUUUGGAGAAUUGGUUAGUUUUGCUUAAUGCUUAUAGCCAGCAAGGCAAGCUAAAGGAGGCUGAAUGCAUAUUGAUGUCAAUGCAAGAAGCAGGGAUUUCCCUGAACAUUGUUGCAUACAACACAUUGAUAACUGGUUAUGGGAGAGCCUCUGAUAUGGAUGUUGCACAGAACCUAUACCAAAACCUCCAGAAUGUUGGUCUAAAACCUGAUGAAACAACUUACAGGUCAAUGAUAGAAGGCUGGGGUAGGGUUGACAAUUAUUCGGAGGCAAGAUGGUACUAUAAAGAACUCAAACGGGCAGGAUUUGGGCCCAACUCAUCUAACCUGUACACAAUGAUAAACCUGCAAGCAAAGCAUAGGGAUGAAGAGGGUGCUGUUGAAACCCUAGAAGACAUGAGGAAGAUGGGGUGCCAGUAUUCCUCUAUUCUUAGUAGUCUCUUACAGGCAUAUGAGAAGGCUGGAAAAGUAGACCAGGUGCCUCGGAUUCUGAAAGGUAUGUUUUAUGAACAUGUUUUGGUUGACCAGACUUCAUGUUCAAUUUUGGUCAUGGCCUAUGUGAAACAUUGUUUGGUUGAUGAUGCUUUGCAUGUUUUACGGGACAAACAGUGGGAGGACCGAAUUUUUGAGGAGAACUUGUAUCACUUGUUAAUUUGCUCCUGCAAGGAGAUGGGCCGUCAUGAAAAUGCUGUUAAGAUAUUUACUCGAAUGCCCAAAUUGGAUGACCGUCCAAACCUGCACAUCACUUGUACAAUGAUAGACAUAUAUGGUGUCAUGGGUCUUUUUACUGAAGCAAUAGACCUCUAUCUUAAGCUAGAGUCCUCAGGAAUUGCCUUGGACAUGAUUGCCUAUGGUGUUGCGAUUAGGCUGUAUGUUAAAGCUGGUUCUUUGAAUGAUGCUUGUUCAGUCCUAGAUGCAAUGGAGAAACAGAAGGAUAUCAUGCCAGACACCUUUUUGUUCAUGGACAUCCUUCGGAUUUAUCAACGGUGUGGCAUGCUAGAGAAGUUGUCAGAAACAUACUACAGGAUAUUGAAGAGUGGAGUCUCCUGGGAUCAAGAAAUGUAUAACUGUGUCAUUAAUUGUUGUGCUCAUGCCUUGCCACUAGAUGAGAUUUCUCGGCUUUUUGAUGAGAUGCUCCACCGUGGGUUUGCUCCAAAUACUAUUACCUUCAAUGUCAUGCUUGAUGUUUAUGGAAAGUCCAGGCUUUUCAAGAAGGCCAGGAAGGUCUUUUUGAUUGCCAAAAAACGAGGCUUGGUAGAUGUGAUCUCUUACAAUACUAUUAUAGGUGCCUAUGGGCAAAGCAAAGACAUAAAGAAUAUGAUGUCUAGUGUUCUAAAAAUGCAAUUUAAUGGAUUCUCUGUCUCCCUUGAAGCCUAUAAUUGCAUGUUGGAUGCCUAUGGAAAAGAUGGCCAGAUUGAGAAAUUCAAAGAUGUAUUGCUGAGGAUGAAGGAAUCGAAGUGUGCUUCUGACCACUAUACAUACAAUAUUAUGAUUAAUAUAUACGGAGAGCAAGGGUGGAUUGAUGAUGUUGCUGGUGUGCUGACUGAAUUGAAGGAAUGUGGACUUGAACCCGAUUUAUGCAGUUACAACACAUUAAUAAAGGCAUACGGGAUCGCUGGAAUGGUGGAAGAGGCUGUGGCUGUGGUGAAGGAAAUGAGAGAAAAUGGGAUCAAACCUGAUCAGAAGACAUACCUUAAUCUCAUCAGUGCACUGUGGAGGAAUGAUAAUUUCCUAGAGGCGGUUAAGUGGUCUUUAUGGAUGAAGCAGAUGGGCAUGUCAAGUUAAAAAUACUGAGUUAUAACUAUUUCUUGGUACCAUUGCUCUUUUGCACUUGUCUGAAAAGGAUUGAUACUGACCCUCCUGAUACUGUUAAGUCUUCAAGGAACUCAAGCUGCUUGCAGUAAGACCUUUGAGUUUUAGGUUUUCAGUUUGUGGAUUUUCACAGCUCCUCACCAACAUCAAUUUUGCCUGCUAUUGCCUUCCCUUUUGUGAGUGGUCCGACUUGCUUUCUGCUCAAACUUCUGUAGUCUUAAAUGUAAAGGUAUUGAGUUUGUAAGGAGAAUAAUCUAAGCUGCAUAUGUCAACAACAUGAUCCUGUAUAAUUUGGUGUUUGUAAAAAUAAAAUUAGUCAACAGCAAAAAG
This is a messenger RNA of Telopea speciosissima, 3244 nucleotides long. Its product is annotated as pentatricopeptide repeat-containing protein At4g30825, chloroplastic. The transcript has a single exon. Gene Ontology annotation, molecular function: protein binding. NCBI's taxonomy places the organism in Eukaryota, Viridiplantae, Streptophyta, Magnoliopsida, Proteales, Proteaceae. Bases 98 to 2887 code for a protein of 929 amino acids. The record is from RefSeq and is a predicted model, not a curated record.